Molecule: messenger RNA, 11529 nt
Organism: Alexandromys fortis (reed vole)
Lineage: Eukaryota; Metazoa; Chordata; Mammalia; Rodentia; Cricetidae
Gene: Prkab2
Product: protein kinase AMP-activated non-catalytic subunit beta 2
Exons: 7
Coding region: 4634-5458 (274 amino acids)
Biological process (GO): signal transduction
Cellular component (GO): nucleotide-activated protein kinase complex; nucleus; cytoplasm
Molecular function (GO): protein kinase binding
Source: RefSeq, a predicted model, not a curated record
UCAUCUAUCAUCUAUCUAUCUAUCUAUCUAUCUAUCUAUCUUUCUAUUAUCUAUCAUCUAUCUAUCUAUCUAUCAUCUAUCUAUCUAUCAUCUAUCUAUCUUUCUAUUAUCUAUCAUCUAUCUAUCUAUCAUCUAUAUAUCUAUCUAUAUAUCAUCUAUGUAUCUAUCAUCUAUAUAUCUAUAUAUCAUUCAUCUAUCUAUCUAUCUAUCUAUCUAUCUAUCUAUCUAUCUAUCUAUCUAUCUACCUUGGUUUUCCUUCUGCAAUGCUGGGGUUUCAUUUAUCAGUUCCUCUCAUCUUUUUUCCUCUCUUGAGUCUCCACUUUUUCCUUCUGGAAAUUCCCAGGCGAUGAAGUCAGGUCCUCUUUUAUCACCUUUCAUCUGUCAUUAGCAGAAAUCUUUUAAAAUUUGACUACCGUAUGUCUAACCUUGUAUACCUAGAUUUCAGUUUGUAAUCUUGAAAAAGACUGCUUUUAUUAUCAAGCACAAAUUGAUUACAACUUGACAUUGUAAUCAAAGACAACAUGUCUAUCUCAGGAAUUCCUGAAGAAGGCAGUUCAGCAAGAAUUAAUCAUUUAGUGCUGAGGGCUGGAAGUCCAAGAUCAAGGAGGCAGACUGUGAAAAACUCCUAACUUCAUGAUUAAUACAGCGAGGGCGUUGAAUAGCAAAACGAAAACAUGUGUUUAGCCAAGUUCUGAUGUGUAACACCUGCUUAAUAAAUACUCAUUGAUAUAUAUGAACUGAGCGGAUAUUCCCAAGUCAAUCUAAUAAAGGACUGACUACAUAGAACUCUUCUUCUGAUACAAUUCACUACCUACCAGAUGUUUUUAAUAUUAUAACUGAAUAGGCCCAUCUUUAAUAUGGGUACUGGGGAUUUGAACUUGGGUUCUCUUGCUUUCAUUAACAAAUCCUCUCACCGAGCCAUCUCCCUACCCCCUACUUCUGCUCUCUUUAAUAAAGAAACUACUAGACUGAGCACAGUGCCACAUACCUGGAAUUCCAGAACUUAGAAGUUUCAGGCAAAGGCUCAUUACAAGUUCAAGACCAGCCUAGUCCACAUAGUGAGUUUCAGGCCAAGUAGGUUUACCUAGUGAGAACUUGCCUCAAAUGACAACAAUAACAAAAAAAAACGUAAAACAAGAAAAGAAAUUGUUCCUUGGUUUUAAAAGUCAUUGAGAGAGUUUGGCAUCUUUCAAUAGGUUGGUUGAAGAAUUUGGGGGUUUUGCUUAGCUGUCUUGGCUCAAUGUGUAAGUGCCUCUAGUAGGAUCCAGUAAGACUUUAGCUGAGGAAGUAAGUGAAGGCCGGCUGCUGAGGUGGGGUCUGCCAGUAUGAUUGGUACCCCACCUCCACCCUCUCCUUCCUUCAGAGUCUACACAAUAAGAGUCAAUGAGGCCAUUUAUGUCGGAAGUUAAAAUCCAUUUUUACUGACAUUAAUAUUAACUGGGGCAUUCUGUCUAGACCAGUUGUGUGCUACACAAGUCAUUCAGAGAAACAGGAAACAAACUGUGUAGCAAGCUUUCUUGUCGGGCUACCUUUGGACCAGCAGCCCGCACAUAAGGACUCAGAGACUUAUUAUUAAUUACGAAAACUUAGCCUUAGCUCAGGCAUUCCCCCAACAUAAUUAACCCAUUUUUGUUAAUUCUUUGUUCUGCCACAUGGCUCCGUUACCUCUUUUUAGUACAGCACACCCAACUCGCUCUGAGUCUGCUAGUAAAAUCGUGCACCUAGAUUCCUCCUCCCAGUUUCUCUCUCUCUGCCCGGAAGUCCAGCCUCUACCUCCUGCCUAGCUAUUGGUCCGUUAGCUUUAUUAUUAUUAUUAUUACACCAAUCACAGCAUCUUCACACAGUGUACAAAUAUCCCACGACAGAACUGAACUUCAGAAGUUAAGAAGCAUCAGCUAUCAGGAUCACUGAGCUUCCUGACUUCCUGGGCAUAGGUACUGGACAUGCAGGCAGGGUAUCUUCAGAAACAGCUGCUGGGUAGUGUGUCUCUAAAUGGGCUGCUGUCAAUCACCGAAGGAGGGGAUAAGUUUGAGCAGCUCAAAGAGCAGCAUUAGAAUAACACAAAUUUACAGAAGCAAAUAUGUAAGAAUUCAAACUCUUUCCUAAUCUUGCAUGUAUUUGGACAGCUGCCUAACAUUUUACACAGUGUACAUUCUGUGAACUUGAGCACUGAGCCCUGGAAUGGUUCCUGAGGUCUUUUUCCUUCCCCAAUCCUUUGGAAAUUGUCUCUCAUUAUUAAAAUGGAUCUGAGAUUUUUCUUUUAAUACGAAGAUUGCUUUUGUUAAAAAAUACAUGGAAGCCCUGCCUCUGAGCUUUUCUUCUUUUCAAUGUAAAAUUCUUCUCAUUUAGCUUGUAAAGAAAGAUAUUGAAGUAUUGCGCCUCCGGGAAUGUUGUCUCUCCUUAUCAUCAGUAAUGCCACAGGCUUCUUUCAAAUCAUGUAAUUUUAAAUUGAUUCGACUCGAUCAUUCCACUUAGAAUGUUUAAAACUACAAAUCAUCAUUGAUUUCUGAACCAAGCUGAAGGCAAGACCAGAACAGGAUAUUGCUCUACCGAGUGGAGUUCCUGAAGACCAUGUACUGAUUCAUGCAUGUACACGUUUUGCUCUUGUGGCCGUAUUAAAAGAUUGCACUCCCUUCCCAACUAUGAGAAGUCUGAUUACUUUUCAUAAAGUGAAAAGUGUAUUCUUGUAGCACUGUAUGGUUUUAAACAGGUGUUGGUAUACAACUUAUUUCCUCAGGCAAGUGGGUCUUUUCAAGUCUAGAUCUUAGCACAGAAAGCAUGGCUUAGCUCUCCCUCGAUUCUCACAAUACCCAGAUCCUGUUGCUGUUUCUGUUUGCUUUCUCCUGCUUGCCAGCUCUGGUGAAGCUCCCAUUACCCCUUCUGGUUGUAACUAUUUAUAGACCCAUUUAUCCCCCUUCAUUCAGUGAAGACUUUAGUGGCCAGCGCAAUGCUUCUGUCUGUAGACACAGUUGUUACUGAAGGUGAUUUUAAAAUCUGUGUAAUCAGUACUUCACCAAUACAAAUGUACCAAUUAGGAUUAGGUCCGGCUACAUUUAACAGAAAAGCAGUAGACCACAGUAGCCUAACAUGAUUGACAUUUAUUUUCCUCUCAUGAAAACAAAGAUGUCUGGAGGUAGACAUCUUUUAUGAGAUGAUUUGCUAGGUGCAUAGUUUUUGCCAUCCCACUGUUUCUACCUGCCUCGUGAUCCAAAGUGGUUGCUGGUGCGCUAGCCAUUCUAUGGGCAUCCUAUACACAAGGAGAGAGAAAUGGAGAAAGACUUAACAGUUCUACAUAACAUUUCCACCCAUCUAUGUACUGGGGAGGCUAAGAAAUACAUCUCUGUGUGAAAUACUGGAGAUGGACAGUAUCCCAAGUUUGAAGUCAAUGAUUUUUUAAGGAGGAGAGAAAUGGAUGUUAAGGUAGACCCCCCAGCACUCUCUGCCACCUUACUCUUCAGUUCUAUGAUUAUUUUGACAUUUUUUUAUCUGUAUAUGAGUGUCUCGCCUGCAGGUCUGGAUGUGCAUCAGAUGUCAGAUCCCUCCGAAGCCACCAUGUCGGUGCAGGGAACCAAACUUGGGUCCUCUUAAUCACCGAGCCAUCUCUCUAGGCUUCCCUAUGACUUUCUUACCCAGAUGGCUUUCCGGUCUACCUCGCCUCACCAAUCUACAGUCUUGAUAUUGUCGAGGAUACUGCGAGUGCUAAUGACUGGAGGGCCCAUGAAAUCUCAGUAGCAGGCAUCCUAAUCUCCCAAACCAGUUCUCCUCAGCUCACUAGGCUAUGCCUGUGCCCUGCAACAGCCUGCUUUGCCUUCACUUUUUAGUCUGCUGGUUUCAAAUCGCUAGUCCAGAGGUAUACUCCCAGCCUACCAUGCUCUCUCAACUGCUCUGUUGCCUCCUGGGCUAAAUAUCAUGAACUGAAUGCGUGCAAUUCACACAUUCACAGUUAAGAGAAAAUACCACUAUGAUAAGUUGGGCACCACAGAUAAGCAAGCCUUCUGCAGUACCUGCCAGUCACACCUCAGGCGUCUUUAUUUCACUACCUCCUGGGACAAUUAAAAAGAGGUUGCUUGGCAGAGUUGUAAGCGGAAUAUGAAACCAUCAGAAUGUGGCUCCGCUCUCUGCCGCGGCCAAGUAGUUGGCUGUGAUCUUGUUAAAGUGCAGAUUCUAAUUCCGUACCUAGGGCAUAAGACCUCGGAUUCGGCCUUUCUAAAGUAGUUGUGCUUCCAAAAUCGUCUAGACUAGAGGCUAGAGCAUGAGACCCUUGAGCCUCGCCCCUACGGCGACCCUGACCCCACCCUCUGCCCCGCCCCAAGAUGAAGGUGCGCACGCAACCACCACAGAGGCGGCCCUGGCGCCGGUGGCUAGAGCGGCAGGCGACUAGGGCUGGAGAGGGGGCGGGGCUGGCACGCAGGGGGCGGGACAAGAGGACCGGUGGGCGGGGCCGUGAACAGAGGCGGGUCCGCGCCGCGGGCCUUGUAGCCAUUUUAGGAGGAAACCCGGGUCGCCGGCUCGGGGCGCGGCUUCAAUUUCAACAACUUUAUUGGUCUCUCUGUACGCCGAACAGCCGGCGUGCGUGUGGCCCGGGGAUCCCGGAGCACAACGCCAGAGGUUGCCCCCAACUCGAGCCGCAGCCAUGGGAAACACCACCAGCGAGCGGGUGUCCGGGGAGCGCCACGGUGCCAAGGCUGCGCGAGCCGAGGGCGGCGGCCAUGGCCCGGGCAAGGAGCACAAGAUCAUGGUGGGGAGCACCGACGACCCCAGCGUCUUCAGCCUGCCCGACUCCAAGCUCCCUGGGGACAAAGAGUUUGUACCCUGGCAGCAGGACUUGGAUGAUUCUGUGAAGCCCACCCAGCAGGCCCGGCCCACCGUUAUCCGCUGGUCUGAAGGAGGCAAGGAGGUCUUCAUCUCUGGGUCUUUCAACAACUGGAGCACUAAGAUUCCACUGAUUAAGAGUCAUAAUGACUUUGUUGCCAUCCUGGAUCUUCCAGAGGGAGAACACCAGUACAAAUUCUUUGUGGAUGGACAGUGGGUUCAUGAUCCAUCAGAGCCUGUGGUUACCAGUCAGCUUGGCACAAUUAAUAAUUUGAUCCAUGUCAAGAAAUCUGACUUUGAAGUAUUUGAUGCUUUAAAGUUAGACUCCAUGGAGAGCUCUGAGACAUCCUGCCGAGACCUGUCCAGUUCACCGCCAGGGCCUUAUGGUCAAGAAAUGUAUGUGUUCCGAUCUGAGGAGAGAUUCAAAUCCCCACCCAUCCUGCCCCCUCAACUACUCCAAGUUAUUCUUAACAAAGACACUAAUAUUUCAUGUGACCCGGCCUUACUUCCUGAGCCCAACCAUGUUAUGCUAAACCAUCUCUAUGCGCUGUCCAUUAAGGUGAGUGGUGGCCCUGGUGUUGCACAGCCUCCUGACUGGAAGGGUAAGAGUCAUGCAUGUUCUCCAGUGGAACUGACAGUCAAAUAGAAGAGCUGUCUUUUUCUUCCCUCGCAGGCUACUGGAUUUUAACCCCAGUCUUUGCCUGUGUUCAGGCUAACUAAACUGUCAGUGAUGGGGACCUUUCUGCUUCCCAGUGUCUGUGAGCGGCUGGACCCUUUGUACCAUCUGUUUACUUAAGCUUGAGUUCAUACUAGUUGGAUCCUACGUGCUGAAAAUCAGGUCCUUCAAAAAAUGCUUGAAUGAGACAGUAAAACUUCUUAAAAUGUGGAAUCGAGCUAUGUUGAGAUAUCCUCUUGUGUCCCCAAGCAUUUCCAUCUCUUGGGUUGUAGGUAAGGAGGCAGUGUGACCAGAUGGUCUGUGUCUUUCCCACCCUGCCCUAGAGUUCUUAGUUUCUCUGUUGCCUUAAUGUCUCUGUGGCUUCACUGUUAGCAUAAAGGUAUGUAGUUCUCUGGCUGGCUAAGCUGAUCCUCGUGGGAACUACUUGGAGAAGUUGGUGGAAGUCAGAUUGAGAAGUCUCCUCCCAGAUAUUCUAAGUAAGUGUACCUAGGGUGACUCCCAGCUGUUUCUCUGGAAGCUGCUUAGAUUUCUUAGAUGUGCAGUGAGAACAGGGAGGUCACUGAUAGAGCUGACUUUAAUAGAUUAUGUAGGUGUAUACAAAAUUUAAUAUACUGAAUUUCAUUUUCCUAGUAACCUGGAGAAGUAAGUAUUAUUUUUAACCCCUGUUUUAUAGAUAAAGAAACUUAAGACUCAGAGAAGGUCAGAUUGCCAGUAAGUAUAAGAGGGCUGAGUUCCAGUCCUGCUAACCUCACCCCUGCUCUUUCCUGCCUGUCACCACGCAGGUCUUCUCACGGGUGCUUCUCUUUCACCUGCCCCCACAUCUGCAGCUCCUGUGGAGCAGAGUUCACCUGCCAGUGUCUUAGCACAGUCUAGAUGGAGUGUCAUUCUGGGACAUGGUCUUUGUGGGUAGUCCAGGGUGAAGGAAAAUAGCAGACUGCUAUCUUCUCUGUGUUGGACUUUUGGGGUUCUUUGAGAUCUGGUAGAAUUUUGUCUCCUGUGACUGCUCUGUGGCUGUCAGUUGGUGUCCCUUGUCACCUCUUCUGUGGUACAACCAUGCUCUUUUAUACAUCUUGGGUUUUGGUGCCUUUGCUCCCUUGUUCUGCUUAUGACACAGGUCAGUGCUGACUGUUUGGCCUGACUGGGUUCUCAGCUUGUUCCGCCAUGUAGAAUUGACCCACCAGAAUGGCUGUCUAAGGAAGCUUCCUGAACUUUAAGGAUAGUCAGGAACCCCCACGGUUCUCUCCAGGUCAGAGAGCACAUUACGAGUUUGUCCUUGGUGUCAAGUGGCAGUUGGACCUGCUUCAGGGCUUAGGGAUGAGUUCUGAGAAGGAUCAUUUCCCUUCCUUACUACAGUUAACAUUUCGUUCUGGAAAUGAUUGACAGCGCCCUUUUCCCUUGCUAGACUCAGGGCUAAUAUUGUAAUUUGAAAUGAGAAGGGGAGUAAAGUUGUAAAUGAGUGUUUCCUCGUGACCUUUUAUGUAUCAGAUCUUUGGUCUGAUCGUCUCUCGUGAUCCUCAGAACCACUUUACUGGUAGCUCUUGCCCUUUGAAGAAGUCUUAAAAGGGGCAGAGGGACAUAGAGACCAUCAUAUAGACAACUCAAGACUACCAGCCAAUACCACAACAGGAGUCUGGACUGGAACUGAGUUGGAUUUGACAGCAAAAGCAGCCUCUUUCUCUUAUUUCAGACUGUCUCUUGAAACGUGAAUGUAUUGGUUGGUGUUGUCAACACCCUGAGGUGCGAGUCUGAGCAUACCUGUGGGGAGUUAUGUUGAACACAUUAAUUGGGUAUACGAAGACCCUUCUUAAUGCGGGCAGGCCAUUCCCUGGGCAAGGUAAAUACGCUGAACACAAACCUGCAAUGUGAUCAGCUGCUUCAGCUUCCUGAUGCCGUGGCCUCCCUGGCAUAAGGACUAUAAUCCAGAACCUUGAGCCAAAAUAACCCUUCCCUCCAUCCAGUUGCUUUUAUUGGAGUACUUUAGCGAGACAGUGAGUGUCUGUGAAAGAUUGACAGCUGGGGAGAUCUGCAGCCACCCAGAUUAACCAGUUAGCUGUGUGUGCUUUUUCUCCCCUGCAGGACAGCGUGAUGGUUCUUAGUGCAACACAUCGCUACAAGAAGAAGUAUGUCACCACCUUGCUAUAUAAGCCCAUUUGAAGAGGACAUCUCUCCUUGCCUCCAAGGAUUCUGGAGCAACAUCUCCCUUGCCUUUGAACUGACCCAGUCUCCUCUGAGACUGGAAGGCUGAUUUGUGUUGAGGCUGAUACGUGUGUUUCAGAGCCUCUAAGUAGAGGGCUCUGCUUUUGCAUUUGAUUGCAGAUGAGAGCUUUAUGAGUUCAUGGAGUUUAUUUUAAGAAAAACAAAACCACAUAUAUGCAUAUGAGAAGAAGGUUACUGGGAGCCUCCUAGCCCAGCUGUUUAGGUUCUCUCUGCCUGUGGGUAGUUGCCAGGGCCUGAGUGGGAAGCUGUGGCCGCAGGAAUGAGUGUACCGGAAGCUUCUUUUCCUAAAGUGAAAGAAUAGCAAACUCUUAGGAUCCUUGUCAGGCAGAGGUUCUGAAGCUGUACCCUGGUGUCAAAGGGUCAGCUGUGUGCCAGGCUGCAGCCCUCCUUACAGCUGCCUCAUUGCAGGUGGCUUUCCUUGCAUGGAUUGAUUCUGUAUUCCCACAGUAUGUGACGCAGUCUACUGUGGUUUUUAUAUGACACUAGAUGCCCCACAAGAACGCUCCUCAUUUUAUGUAUUCUGUGUAGUAGUUUCCCUCAGAUCUCAUACAUGACCCUUUGGAAAGUUGUAUGGGAUUAGACUCACCUCGGAGACUGGAGGUGCCAGGGCCUCCUUUUUAGCCCAGCACGGGCCAAACCCAGUAUGUUAGAGCUUACUUUAACGUCUAAAGAAAAGCCAUGGUUCAGAAUCAAGACAGAUGCAGCUCUUCAGUGUGGUCCUAUGUAAUGACUGCAUGGCACGUGCUCACAGGGCUUCUCCCGGGCCUGGGCCUGUUUCCAGCUGCUCUUUAUCACAGCAGAUGGUUUGUAAUAUAGAAUUAGGGAGCCUCCCAUAUCUUUUAUCCCUGAAAGAGUUUUAUAUGCCUACGUUUUUCUUUAAUAAUAUAAAGAAGCAUAUCCAUCAGUGUUAAUGUCGAUUAAAGAAGCUCAGGCUUUUGAGAAAUGGUUCUUAAGAUUUUCUUCUCCAGUAUAGGGAAUUCUACAGUCCUGGGUCAAUAUGACCAGACAUGUGUACCUCAUUACCCAAGCACUACUUUGGACCUGAGUUCGUUCCUGCAGGCUCAUCAGACGCACAUACUAGAUGUCCCUAGCUUUAAAGAUGUGCAAGGUGAGGAACUACCCCUGGUAUUCAUAACCAUGCUCAGUGUUGUUCUUUGCACCAAGUUUUAACGAGAUGUUUUUUCUUUUGCCUCUUUCAAAUGUGUUUGACGAUGGAGUGGGUCAUUGAUUAUCAUGGACUGAAAAGUACUCAACCCACUCAGGUUUCAAAGAAAAUACUUUCUCCCAGUAUCUUGACACUUCCCGUUUUGCAGAUAAAUGCAAGUCAAGCAUUAAACGUUUAUGGUUGAGAGACUUCAUGUUUGCUGAGAUGAGCCAGCCACACUGAGGGAUCUGCAGGUCAGUUUAGCUACCUCCUGACUUUCCCACCCGUUGACACAGACGUCCUCUUUGGAUUCUGAGACCUCCUUGAUCACAAGUGUGAAGCUGGAAAUGGGAUGUUUCACAGGGGGAAUACAGAUUGGUAAAUGCCUUGAUAGGUAAUUUGGUGGGGUAAGUACUGCUCCCUCCACCCUGAGCCACUUCUCCCUCCUCUCUUGUGGAGAAUAUGUACUGUCAGCCAACUUUCUGGAUGGUGUGCCCUUUUGGAAACUAAGGUCUAAUCCUAUCAUAACCAACUCGGAGGCUCUGCGGUUCCACUGGAAAGCUUUUUGUUGUGUUUGCCAGUGCCCAUCUAGAAGUGGGCCAUGGAGGAGGAUUCGAUCUCGGUUGUACGCAGUGGCUUCUCUCGUAUCUGUCCUUGUUAACGUACGAGCUGGAAUCCUCUGUUCGUGGAUUAAAUUUUACUCCACACGGGUGUAGCAGUAGAAGGGUUGGGAAGCUGUCUCCAGUCGCAGGCUGAGACUGUCUUAUCAGGUGUGGCUGUGGUGACAGGGUUUUGGUGCUGGUGACCUUCAUGUCCUUCUUGCUUCUCAUCUGGAAACCAUAGCCCCUUCUCAAGUUUGCUGGUCUCCUCCCUGGGGAGCUCUGUCAUUGUCACCAGGACAGAGGAGGUCACUGCUUUUCUAUUAGUUACCUUAAAGGACAGUUUUAUAAAGUCAAAAGGUUAGUAAGGUUAGUAGAAUUUGGAAAUAAGGCAAAAACAUUUUAGUCUUCUUAAAUUUCCUUUUUCUCUUCACCUAUGGGAACUUUCAGUCAGAGUUGGUAAAGCAGCCCCGAAGAAGGGCCGCCUACCUCUUAUCCAGCCGUGAUGCCGUUUGAGGGUUAUGAGGAAACGGAAGUGAUGAACGAGCUGAGGAGUGGUACCGGGAGGCUGAAGGGUCAAGUAACUUGGAACUGAAAAUAUCCUCUUUAAAAGCGAAAAAAAUUAAAGCUGGGCACAGCCUGGAUCCUUGGAUUUCAUUGUACGGACACCUUAGCAGCCUGUAAAAUGUCUUCUCUCAGCCUCUUGUUGGGUUUGUCCUCUGCCUUUCCUCUGCAUUCUGUUUGAUGUCGUUGGUCAGUAAGACAAGUUCACCAGGGUCUCAAGUCAAAUGCUACCCAAAAAACAGGUUGUGGCUUUGUCUGAGUGAAGAACUUUCAUACAAUAGCUGUUAAUCCACUUCCUGUCAACCUAGACUGGAGUGGGGUUUAUCCACUGUAGGCAGCACUCCCACAGGGCACAUCCAGCUUCGAGAGCACUGGCCUCUCAAGUAUGAAGUACAAAGGAGAACCUCAUCCACUCCUAUUGGCUUUGGUUUCUUGUUGAUCUAAUGGAUCUUCCAUAAAUCUUCUGAAAGGUGUCAGUAUUCUAUGCAUGCUGCUGAAGGGAAGGGAAGGGAAAAUGGGGGAACAGGGCUUUAAAUGUUUGACCUCAAAACAAUAUGCAACAUGUCCCUAUGCGUGUGAGUGAGUGUGUGAUAGCCACUCUUCUAGAGAUACUUUUGUCCUCGUGUUCUUGUGAUUUGGGGCUUAAGAAAGCAGAUAAGUAUUUUGUUCCUGUAUUAUGACUCAUGCUCAAAGCCAAGUUCUCGCCAUCUUCUGUCGGACUGCAGGCUCCAGUGACUCUGAAGAGGAGACUUGGCGGGAGUGAGGAUCUCCAGAACUCUCUGGUCUAGGCAUUUUUCUAUCCUUUAGUGACCGUCACAGCUGGAGACUAAGGACUGAUUUCUGCAGUGAACUUAGGAAGUGUUUGGGAUAAAAAGCCCAAUCUUUUUUUCAAUCAUAGGGAAGAAGAAAAAGUCUCAAGUCGGCUACUUGUAGGAUGUGCUCCCUCUUGGAGCCUGAGCUGGACUUUGUCUCCACUUGUGAUUCUCACUAGUGUUUUGAAGUAAGCAAGCUUCACUAAAAGUAAAACACUGAGUAGUUCCAACAGAAUUGUGUGUGGCACAGUACUUUUUCAUUACAAUUGGUGUGAAAUACUAAAUAUUAGGUAUUUGUGGGUGUCAGAUUAUACAGUCAGGACACAGGAAGAGUUGUAUCAGGUGUUGGCCAUCAUCUGUUCCCCUCGGUAGAAUGCCUUCUGCAGCUAUCAUUCUAGGCCAGCCCGAUACCAGUGUUAAUUCGUCCUAAGUUCUGUACCAGGUGGUCUGUCUGAGACUGAAUUCGGCGGGUGUUGGUGGUUUCCACUCUAGCACUUUGUUGUGCAGCGGGGGUGAGGAUGCGAAGACGGUUCCAUACGCAUGGGGCUCUUCACUGGCGCUGUCUGUGGUCUUUGAUGCUGACUGCAAAACUGCUUCAGUUCGUUCUCAACUGGACAGUGACCUGCCUGAAAACUGUAUAAUGGGACAUGAAAAUGAGGGUUUGUUUUGUCCAAUAAACUGUCUAAUAAAAGCAUUAUACAGCAA